Molecule: messenger RNA, 1152 nt
Organism: Echinops telfairi (small Madagascar hedgehog)
Lineage: Eukaryota; Metazoa; Chordata; Mammalia; Afrosoricida; Tenrecidae
Gene: SMIM3
Product: small integral membrane protein 3
Exons: 2
Coding region: 107-289 (60 amino acids)
Source: RefSeq, a predicted model, not a curated record
CGAGUAGGUCGUUUGUGCCCCUGGAACUUUCCGUGGACCCCCUUCCCUCGGAGCGCGGCGGGGCGCGGGGCGCAACAGCCGUUCGGCGGCUCCGGGGUGAAGGGUCAUGGACGCCAUCAGCCAGGUCCCUGCCCAUGUUGAGCUCCCCAAGCACAUCCUGGACAUCUGGGUGAUCGUCCUUGUCAUCCUGGCCACCAUCGUCAUCAUGACCUCCUUGCUGCUGUGCCCGGCCACUGCUGUGAUCAUCUAUCGCAUGCGGACGCACCCAGUCCUCAACGGGGCUGUCUGAGGGCCUCCCAAGAGGGUGAAGUGAGGGAUGAGGACCACCCCCUCCACCCCCCACCUCUCAGGUGUUUGAGUGGAGAACUGAGGCUGGCUUCAAGUCUGCCCCUGGUCAGCUGUGUGCGAUUGGUCAAGACUAACUGCAAGCUCCAGGUUCCUCAUCUGUGGAAGGCGGAUGAUCAUUUGAUGAUCGCUGCCCUUCCUGCUUCAUCAGGGCUGAGAAUCUCAUGUCUGAGUGGAGGGGAAAGCUACCACACAUCACAGGGUGUUUCUGAGCGCGGAGAAGCUCUGAAGACCAAAGACCCCAAGUGCUGGGGAUGGACUUAAAGGUGGCCCUUAGCGGGAGCAGCCUCUGUCAGGGCUCUUCAGGCCAAAAUACACAAAGGGCACUGUGUUCUCCUUCUAAGGGGCCAGCAGCCACACUCUUUUCUUUAAGAUGCAAGUCCCCCCUACUUUGCUCAGAAGGGAGGGAGCCGAACAGUGCCGGGAGAGGAUGGAUGGUACGUCCCAGGAUCUUUUCUGUGCAAGACCCUGCCAUUAUGUAGUGUAUAAGAAGACUGCCUUUCCUUCUCAAUGCCAGGGGAGCUGGGGCCUGAGCUGUGUGCUGUGUCCUCCCCGCACUCUCCUCCCCACUACCCUUGACAUUCAAGCAGUGCUGGAAAAUGACAGGAGAUGGAGUUCCCUGCCCGGCUUGGGAUUCCCUUUGUCUCGACUUCCACUAUAAUUAGCUCCAUUGUACGCUGCAUCACCCUUCGCCUCCUCUCACCCACAUUGCCACCAAGGCAUGGUGCUCGCUUAUAUUAGAGCAGCGGUUCUCAACCUGUGGGUUGCAACCCCUUUGGGGGUCGAAUAACCUUUUCACAGGGGUCG